Molecule: messenger RNA, 1038 nt
Organism: Pestalotiopsis fici W106-1
Lineage: Eukaryota; Fungi; Ascomycota; Sordariomycetes; Amphisphaeriales; Sporocadaceae
Exons: 3
Coding region: 1-1038 (345 amino acids)
Cellular component (GO): cytoplasm
Source: RefSeq, a predicted model, not a curated record
AUGUCUCGCCCUGCACAAACGCCUCUUCGCCAGUUGACCGAGAACGGUCCCAAAAUUCCAGCCAUAGGCUUUGGCCUUAUGGGCAUGAGUAUAGGUUACGGCGAGGCCGAGUCCGAUGAAGAACGUCUCAAAGUUCUUGAUCGUGCAUGGGAGAUCGGCUGUACAAAUUGGGACACUGCCGAUAUCUACGGUGACAGCGAAGAUGUUGUUGGCAAGUGGUUCAGGCUCCAUCCUGAGCGCCGUGGCGAUAUCUUCCUCGCGACCAAGUUUGGCCUCAAGAUGGAGGAGACCGGCAUGGUCACCAACUCGUCUCCGGAAUAUGUCUUGGAAAGUGCCAACAAGAGCUUGCAGAGGCUCGGCGUUAAGCACAUUGACCUGUACUAUAUGCAUCGUGCAAAUGAGGCCGUGCCGAUUGAGAAGACCGUUGGAGCUAUGAAGCAGCUGGUCGAAGAAGGCAAAGUGAAAUACUUGGGCCUUUCCGAGGUCUCUUCGACGACACUCCGGCGGGCACAUGCCGUUCACCCCAUCACGGCCAUACAAGCCGAGUACAACCCGUGGACGCUGGAAAUCGAGGGCGCUUCAGGAACACACCUCAUGAAGACAUGUACAGAUCUCGGUAUCGCGAUAUUUGCGUACUCGCCACUUGGUCGGGGCAUUCUGACGGGCCGAUUCCGUUCGCCAGAGGACUUUGAGGAGGGUGAUGUUCGAAGAAACAUGGCCCGCUUCCAGGGCGAGAACUUCAAGAAGAACCUGUCCAUCGUGGAUACCUUUCACGAGAUAGCAGCACAGAAGGGUUGCACGCCAUCGCAGCUGACCCUGGCAUGGAUCUUGGAGCAGAGCCCCAACAUCUUUGUGAUUCCCGGUACGAAAAAGGUCAAGUACUUGGAAGAGAAUAUGGGUACAGCCAAGGUGCUACCAUUGGGAAAGAAGGAUGAUGACAGAUUGCGCCAGGUUGUGUCCGAGGCCGAGGUCAAAGGUGGACGAGAGUCUUUCUUUGGCGAAUACGCGGACACGGCUCCUUUAGAGGCAGAAGCUUAA